Symbiodinium natans is the source of this 6969-nucleotide messenger RNA. Lineage: Eukaryota; Dinophyceae; Suessiales; Symbiodiniaceae. The record is from the annotation of a GenBank genome assembly.
AUGUCUUCCCCUCCUUGUCCUGCCUCGUCUGCGCCUCCUUCUCUCCAGCAGCCGGUUGAGGGGGUGUGUUCGGGGCUUCUGGACAGCGAGAAGGAAGACUUGCCUGCCGUUCAGAGUGAGGGAUCGUGUUCGGGGUUCUCAUUUCCACCCGUGUCCCCGUUGGGUUUUGAUGAAUCCUUGGCUACCAUUCUUCAGGGUGAGGAAUUGGGCUCGGAGUUCCCAUUUCCGCCCGUGCCCCCGCCCUUUUGGUAUGGUCCAGAUCUAGCAGAGGAGACUGAGCCUUGCUUUGACUCUUGGAGCCUUUUACAACAGGUCAGGGAUGUCGAAUCUGAGGGGAGUCCUUCACGACGUUUUGAGCCACCGUCGCCUUCUUACUUGCCUUCUGAAGAGGAAGAUAACGAACGAGCGGGAAGCGAGAAACGUUGGUACUCUCCUAUUGCUGUGUCGGAGGCUGAUGAGGAGACAGCAGCCGCUGUGCCGUCGCCUCCGAUGAGCACCGACACCCAUCAGUUGAAUCUUGCUUCAAGUGCUUAUGCUGACGUGCAGGCGCGCCAACAGGCCAUGGUUGACUUGAACAAACGCAGGAGAACCUCUCUGGUGAUGCCUUGGGAGCAAAACACCAUUCCCCUGUUCCGUGCCCUGGAGGCUAGGGCGAACUUCGUUCCCUCAGUGGGCCUGCGUGAGUCUGUCUCCUUCACAGAACCAGAACCCAAAGCACCUGAUACUGCAGCAAAUAUACCUUGGACUGUGCAUCAUCGUCUGCGUCGGGUGAGAGUGCAGCUUGGAGAUGAUGAGCUCCGGGCAACAGCCUUGAGGAGGCUUAAGGUAUUGGUGUUGCUGGAUCCCGAAGGCACCCAGCUAGGCUUGAGCCUGCUUCAACAAACGAAGGCCCUCAAGCCAGAUGAGGAGCUGUGCCGAAGCUUGGCUGAUGCCUUUCGAGGAAAGGCCACCACUACUCUCCAAAAGCGAGGACUGUCGCUGCAGGCAUAUGUGGCGCUCUAUUAUGAGGCUUUCUCGAAUUCUCCUUGGCGAGUGACUGAAGAUGAGCUGUACUCAAUCUUGUGCACGUUGAGAGAUGCGAAUGCUAAAGCAACAACUGCCAAUCACAUUCUUGAGGCUUUGCGUUUCCUGGAUGGCAUUUGCAAGUUCUUGUACACAUCGCUUGAUGCAGUAAUCUCGAGCAGAUCGAGAGGGGUAGCCAGAGACCUCUAUGUCAAGAAGAAACCUUUGCAGCAAAGAGACCCGCUGAGUUACUUGCAAGUCAAGCGCUUGGAAGACUUGAUGCUUUCGGACCUGCCAUACUGGUUGAAGGCCGUGGCGGGACAGAUCCUCUUCUGUGUUCAUGCUUGCUGCAGGUGGUCCGACAGUCAGCGUGUCAAAAGCCUGCAGAUUUUGGGGGAAGGCCCGGCUGCCAUCCUCUUUGCACAGGCCUUGGGGUCUAAGACCUCCUUGACUGCCGAAGCUCAGACGAAGUUUCUUCCCUACACUGCCGUAGCCCGCGGUGUCAGUGACAGCCCGUGGGCUGAAGCUUGGUUGGAGGCCCGGACGCAAGAAGGGCUCGACUUCACGGCCGGGUGUCUUCCCAGUUGGCUAGUGAGCAGAUCUUGCUGGGGCAAAGUGCCCAUGUCUACAGACGAAGCUGGGGAUUUUCUGCUUGACCUGUUGUCCAGGGCCCAGGCACCGGCCAAUCCAGCUUUAUCGAUCGGCACGCAUAGCUGCAAAGCUACUCUUCUGACCUGGACCAUGUGGUCCAAUUGCGUGAGCUUCUCCGCUAAGGAACAGAGACACCUGGGACAUCACUUGAAGCGAGGCCAAAGCACCCUCACCUACAGCCGUGAGUAUUUUGUCACUUUGAGCGGGAAAGUUUUGGGGAUGUAUCGUUCCAUUAGGAGCGGACGGUUCAAUCCUGAUGAAUCUCCUUCUCAGAGGGCAGAAGCCAUAGCUGACAGCUAUGACCCUGAUAUGGCAAGGGAUGAGCGGGUAGCCAACAGAGCCGAAUUGGAUGAGCGCUUUGUUGAUUUUGAAGGCCCAGAUGAUGCAUCCGUUUCAGCCGAGUCUUGUGCGGAGGUGCCUGAUGAGAAUCGCCGCCCUGCUGCGAACGUCCGUCUUCCCUUUGACUGCUCUUCAGGUCAUGAGUUGAAGGUGCACAGACUGUCCAGUAUCGUCCACAAGGUAGUGAUCUUCAUCGUUGAGCUUCCCCUUUUUAACACCAUGUCGUCGGCCACCCUUGACUCCGAGGCUGCCUUCAAGGAUCGUUGCACCAAGAUCGGCAUGACCGAGGCUCUUUUGAAAAAGUUGCUCGAGAAGGGCUACAACACUUUUGGGAAGGUUGCCUUUGCUGCGGGAGCCAACCCGAUGUCCUUGACAGAUCAGGCAGUCGAUGAUUGGUUGCGCACGAUCGAGGAUCCUUUGCCAAGCACCUUCCAAGUAGCUGUGGUCCGGCGACUAGUGUAUGAAAGCCAGAACAUCAGUCUGGCCGAUCUAAAGGGGCGGAUUGAGCCUGGGCCUGAGGCUCAAACGCGCAAACUGCCCGUUGCUGAGAGGUUGUCCCGGCAAGAGGAGCAGCAGGGCCGUCUGACUGGCCUGCAGUUUACUCCACACAAUAUCCCAGGGCACGCCUGCGUGGAUGAAGUUGCCGCUAUGCUAGAGCAGAACUCCCUCAAGUAUUGGCCCAUGAACAAGUGGAUCUCCAGAAGCCAAGAGAUGUCCCUCAAAAAGCAUGAUCCGACAGUGCAGGUUGACGGCGAUGGCAGUAUCAAGGUUGGAGGCAAAGCUCCCGAGCUUACAUGUGACACGUCCGGGCUUUAUGCCCUGAGGCAAGCCUUCCACCGAAGGGCGCUUGCGUUUGACCUGGCGCAAGUCGCCACGUUUUCUGCCAUGGAUGCCUGGACGAACGUGUUGUUUGAGCAUACGCAGCGUACCCCCCCGAAAGGGUACUCUCCGGUCAACAUAGGCCAGAUAGUGUCCGCCGAUCGUGAGCUUUUUGUGCAGGCCUCUCACAGGUUGGAAGGGAAGCUUCAGAGCACAGUGGGCCAAGUCCGGCCUUUUGACAAGGCUCUCAAAGACCUCAGCUCUUCACCAGGAAUUUUGCAAUUCCUCAUGCCUUUGCCUGUUGCAGCCGCUGCGCCUCCUCCGCCCAAUCCAGGCAAGCGUCUUCAUGAUGACACUGGGGGGGGAAAAGGGACUGGUAAAAAGGGUGAUAAGAAAGGGAAGCGUGAAAAGCUUCAGGUUACCAUCCCUCCUGGGUGCUCGGCACGUGAUGCCAAAGGUCGUCCCAAUUGCUUUGGGUACAAUGAGGGCAAAUGGGAUCUCAAGGUUUCCAAAGGGAGGGCGCUUAGUUUUGGCAGUGGAGCCUACGCCAAAGGCGGCUUGCAGGGCCUCAGGAAGGAGUGUGGAACCUUUCCUCAGGCAGCACAGCUUGUGAAUCGCUUCAUUGCCCAUGUUUUCCCGAACCAUAAGUUCACUUCACACAUGUUCUUUUGUAACGCUCAGACCGACAUGCACAUCGAUUCCCAUAACUACCACAGUCCAAAUGCUGUCAUCGCCAUCAGUUCCUUCAGCGGAGGCCAUGUCUGGGUCGGCGAUGACAAGGGCUCCGUCUACCGAAAGGUCAAAGAUCAUUGGCUUAAGGGCACUCUGCAUGAUGUUGCCAAAACCCCUCUGCUGUUUGAUGCUUGGCGUUUGCCGCAUUGCACCGAGAACUGGACUGGCCGCCGCCUCGUUCUGGUUGCCUUCAGUGUGGCCGACACGUCCCGCAUGCCCGCCGAUGCCCUUAAGACCCUUCUUGCUUUGGGUUUCAAACUUCCAGAUCCACUCAGGUUCGGGUUACCUUCGAAGCGUACGACCCAGCCUCCUUUGCAAGCCUCAUCUCCACAGCCGUGGGUGUUUGAGCUGUUUUCCGGCAGAGCCUCGCUCUCGCGGGCUUUGUGGCAAGCUGGUUUUCAGGUGCUUUCUUUGGAUUCAGGAAUUAACCAGGCUGCUUCACCCACGGCCAAGCUGGAUCUUGCUUCCGAGGAUGGGCAAAGUUUGCUCUGGGAUCUGCUGAGCAAGUUCGAUCCUUUUGCAUUGCACCUUGGGGUUCCGUGUGGCACGGCUUCUCGCGCCCGCGAGAAGCCUCUCCCUAAGCAUGCUCUGUGCGGUCGCCCAAGUCCCCAGCCUUUGCGGUCCCGUGACCACCCCUUGGGCCUACCGGGCUUGACCGGGCUCGAUGCCCAACGUGUCCGUUCAGCCAAUGCCUUGUACAAGUUUGCUUACAGGUUGAUCUUGCACUGCGUGCGUCGCCAGAUAGUCAUCACGCUUGAAAAUCCCAUCAACUCGUACCUGUGGCAGAUCCUGGAGUUGUUUGCAAGUUUGGAUGGUGUCCCUUGGCCGCCUACGGAGCUGGAAGAGGUCCUCUUCCACGUGUGUUGCCACGGUGGCACGCGACCUAAGCAUACCAAGCUGCUUGCCACCCGCAAUGUGUGUGCAUCACUGCGUGCUGCUUGCGACAACUCCCAUGUGCAUGAGCCCUGGGGCCUGGUCUUCUUGCGCGGUUCAUCCACUUUCAGCACCGCCUCUGAAGCUGCGUACCCAGCGUUGUUGGCCAAGCGCUGGGCUGACUGCUUUGCUCGGGAAGCCACGACCCGUGGCCUUCCGUUGCAAGUGCCUACGUCAUUGCAUGCUGAGUCGCUUGCGUCUGUCGGCCGGCAGACCCGGAAAUUCCUGCCCUUAAUCCCCGAAUUUUCGCGUGUUUCCUACUUGCCCGCUUCUUUUCAGCCUGAUAAAUCCUGCAAGAUCCUUCUCUCCCAUGGACAGGGGGGAGUGAGCGGGGGAGAGAAAACACAAGUCAAUGCCGAGGAUGGGGACAGACGGUCCAGAUCUCCACCAAAACUUAAGUCUUCUGCCUCCACUUUCGGUUACCCUAGUGCCGGGGGUGCACCCGAGACCCUAGGACCCGUGGGGUGUAGUGGGGGGGAUGUUAAGGUUGGAUUUUGGUUGACUCCGGAGGAGCAUGUCUCCAAAGCUUUGAAGCUCCAACACCCUGUGGACACAGCCAAUCCAGUGUCCGAUCACACCAAAGCGGUCCUCGAAGAGUAUAUGUCGGAUGGUGCUCCAGACUUUCAGUCGCACAGAAAGCUUGCACUGUUAAAGGUCAAGCUUCUCGUGAGAACUUUGGAAGGUGAAGAGUCAAAGCUGCAUGACACGUUCCCUGCUUGGUAUCAGAAAGUGGUAGCGCACAAGAAAAUCCUUGCUUGGAAGAAGCUUCUUGAGGAUAACCACUAUGACGAUAUGGCAGUGACGGACUUCAUGCUUAAGGGAUGCCCUUUAGUGGGAACCUCUGACAAGCCCCUCGCCUUUGAUGCCAAAGUUGUGCCUGCCGUGAUGACAGAGUCAGAGCUUCGCGCCACCGCUGAGGCGCGUAGACAGGCUAUGAAGCUGUCUAAGCAGACAAUGGAUCAGGAACAUCUGGAGCAUCUGAAAGCAGCCACCCAAGAAGAAGUGACUAGAGGUUUCCUGGAAGGACCGCUGUCCGAGGAACAAGUGACUCGCGCGGUGGGCCAUUCCAGUUGGUCUGCAGUGAGGCGGUUUGUGCUCGUCCAAGGGGCCGAACUCAAGCUAAGACCGAUAGACGACUGCCACGAGGCCCAGCUGAAUGACGCCUACUCUUCAACCAUAAAGCUUAAGAUGAUGGACAGUGACUACGUAACCGCUCUUGCGCUGAUGAUCUCCCGGAUGGAAGUGGCCAGGGCUAAGAAGCUGGGUGUGCCGGCCCGGCCCUGGGCCGGCAAAACCCUGGACCUCACCAAAGCCUAUAAACAACUUCCGGUGUUGCCAGCUCACAGAGAUUUGUGCGUAAUCUAUGUGAAAGGCGCAGACGGUUCAGACUGCUACUACAUAGCAAACGCCCUAGUUUUCGGGGCGACUUCUGCUGUGUAUUGCUUCAACCGUGUAGCCCGCAGCCUGUGGUUCUUGAUGACAAAAGUCUUGAAAAUUCCGUGUGGGUUUUUCUAUGAUGACUAUCCUCUUUUCUGCCUGGAAGCCGAAGGCUCAAUGCUCGACAGUCAGGUGAGUGAAUUCCUCAGCCUACUGGGGUGGGAUCACGCCACCAGCGGCUCCAAAGGACUUCCCUUUGACAGUGUCUUCACUGUCUUGGGCAUGCAGCUGGACCUUAGCCGAAUCACAGACAGCACGGUGGUGUUGGCUAACAAACCGGGCCGGCUAGAGCGCAUCGUAGACAGGUUCAAGCUUGUGCAGACAAGUGGGGCGAUCUCCAAGCAUGAGGCGCAGGUCCUGAGAGGCUUGCUACAGUUUGCUUCGGGCUUCUUUGCAGGGCGUGGGCUACGUCAAACUUGCUGUUGGCUUGGAUCCGUGAUACAGGGAGUGCGAUUUGGACCUUCGGAGAUCAGCUCCAUGGCGGAACAUGCAAUCAACGUUCUUGCAUCUUCCACACCUCGCUUUCUUAGUGCCGGCCCAGCAGAUCCUGUGCUACACUUGUACACGGACGGCUCCUGGGAGAAAGGGAUUGCAGGAGUGGGAGCGGUGCUGAUCGACGCCGGAACCGGAGUCGGGCGUGUGUUCCAAGGCACCGUCGACCCUUCACUCAUAGGGACUUGGCUUUCUUCUGUCGGCGAGCAGUUGAUUUGCGAAAUCGAGCUCUAUGCCCUGGUGGCAGUAAGGUACCAGCUGGGAUCCUUGUUUGAAGGGAGGCGCUGCAUCUAUUGGAUAGACAACAACGCAGCACGUGGAACCGUGAUAAAGGGAUGGAGUCGCAGCCCUGCUAUGCACGAUCUAGCGCUAAGACUGGCGGAAGCUGAGGGGCUGACCCCAGGCAUGAGCUGGAUUGAACGCGUCCCUUCAUUUUCGAACGUGGCUGACUUCCCCUCCAGGGGGGAAGGUUCGAAGGUGCUGAAGCUGGCUGCUGCAUCUUGCGUGGAGCCCUUCCCGCAGGAUGAUGAGUUCAUUCGGUCUGUGCGUGCCUCCAAGUCGUGA